Molecule: messenger RNA, 5179 nt
Organism: Procambarus clarkii (red swamp crayfish)
Lineage: Eukaryota; Metazoa; Arthropoda; Malacostraca; Decapoda; Cambaridae
Source: RefSeq, a predicted model, not a curated record
UAAGGCGGGAGUGUGAGGAUCCUGGGCGGCGUCUAUCGCCCGCCAACGCUUAUACUCACCUCACAUUCACUUCAUAUUCCUGUACUCACCUCAUACUCAUGUAACAUGUGAGUACUUGACCGCUCUUGGCCCAGUGCUUGUCUCUGGACGAUGGUUCACCGCCCAAGGUGUGGGCUGCCGCCUCUAAUAACGUACAGUAUUAUUAUUCAGAAACAGUUGGUGUCUCCUUUAUUCUCUUGAAGAUAAGAGCUCCUUCAUGUCCAAUGAGAGGAAGUAUGUGUGUGCGCACUGCAACUACUCCUACUCUUCGAGCACACACUUGCAAGAACAUUUAUAUAAUUUUUGUCAGAAAUGUAAAAAAUGUUUUGUAUCACUUCAACGAUUAGAAAAUCAUCAUUGUGCAAAGGAAAACUUUUGUGUGAAAUGCAAUCGGACUUUUUCAUCAUCGAUCAGAUUUAACUAUCACAAGUGUACAUACUGUCCAAAGUGCUCCUAUAAUUAUAGUACUUAUCAAAAAUUUAGAAAACACAGGUGCACAGAGAAAAAAGGACCAAGAGGUGAAAUAGAAAAAUCUUCUAUUGAGACCGAGAAUUCUGUGAAAGAGAGUACUGGUAUUAGCAUAGGAUUAGUACCAACACAGUCAGUGAAACAACAGACUGAACAAGUUAAGAUAAUCCCAGUAAUAGUGUCAAAAGAAGCAAACAACUUAAAUGGACAUGAGCAUUCUUCUUCCAGCAUUCUCCUGAAGACAUCAUCAUUGAAGCAUAACACAGAAAAUGAUAACACACACUACAAUUUAAGCAACACCAGCACCAUGGCGGAAAUAAUUGACCUCUCGGAUGAUGAUAUUGUGAUAGAGGAAGUCCACAGAAAGAAAGGGCCUGGGGGUGUGAAGCGACCCUUUCGCUGCCUCAAUUCUGACUGCCGUGCAGAGAAGGAUUUGAUUCGUGCUGAAGAUUUUGUCCGUAGAUACUUUGGAGUACUUUCAUAUCCGAAGAAAAAGAGAGUAUGUAUAACCUGUCUGCGGGAGGCCAAGUCUCAGCAGGAUUAUUUGGUCGAUACUUUACGCUCAAGACGGCUGCUCCUGGCAGAGAAAUUACCUCCCCCAAAGACAACAGUUGUUCUCACGGAUUCAGAUUCAGAUCCCUCUGACAAAAAUUCCAGUAGUGCGGAAACAGACAUUGAAUAUGAAUUCGAUGAUGGCAAGACCCUGGAGGAGGCUAUGUCCGACCUAAUCGUCGAUUUGGGCUUGGACAGACAAAUUACUGAAGGCGUCAAGCAUUUGGAGGAGCGACUCUUGGCUGUACAAGAGGGCUUUGAGAAUCUUCAUACAGAGGAGUACUCAAAGAUUGAAGGAGAACUUGAUAAAGUUCGGAAGGAUUUCUACAAUAACUUCCGUCCAGAAAUUAUGUGGCAACCAGCUCUGGAUAUUGGACCAUCAAGUACCAUUGUGCAGCAGGAUGGUUCUGGGGAAGUGAUUGCAGAACCCUCCGUCUUUGUUCCAAAUGAGAAUUUACCCCCAGUUGGACCAUUAAAUAGAUGGGAGCUGCAACCCAAUGAGUUGGUGUACUCGAUGAAGUAUUCCCUCUUUGCCCGCUGGGUACAGGCACAAGUUAUUGAAGUGGAAAGACGAGAAGCUAAGAACACAACAUACAAGAUUCGGUACAAUCGUAAUGCCAAAGGCUCGGGGCUUCCUCGAAUCAUGCCAGGGAGGCAGCUGGCAUAUAUAAAUCCAUGUGCUACUCGUAUUCCGGUUGGUACUCGUGUCAUUGCAAAGUAUAGAGAUGAUGACCCCAAAAAUACUACAAUAUCUGGCUCCUUUUACGUGGGUGUAGUGGCUGAGAUUCCUACAGCUGCUAACAAAUACAGAUAUUUAAUCUUUUUCGACGACGGAUAUGCCCAGUACGUGCUCCACCACGACAUCCGUGUUGUGACGGAAAGCUCUGUUUGCCCUUGGGAGGAUGUGUCCUCUGAUUCCAGAGAGUUUAUCAAGGAAUAUUUACAAAUGUACCCUGAGCGGCCAAUGGUGCGCCUUCAGAAGUGGAACUACGUCAAGACAGAAUGGAAUGGGAGAUGGUGGAAAGCACAGGUGAAAGAAGUUGAUGGAUCACUUGUCAAAAUGUUCUUCCCCUUGGACGGACGUUCUGAAUGGAUCUACAGAGGAUCAACACGACUAAGCCCACUUUUCAACAAGAAGUUGAAUAUCCAAGCUCAAGCUGAGCAGCCCCUCAGGACUAUCCGUAGACGUACAGCAGCUCUUCCCGGAAGAGCUGUGGUAGAGUAUGGAACAUUUGGCCAAGAGCAAGAUAUUGAGUCUAGUAUGACUGGUAAGUAUCCAGAAGCAUCAGCCAUUGAAGCACCUGGGGAACGCAGGGCCGUUGCACGCAAGAGCACAUCAUCUCGACCUGGCACUCCGCCUAGAGAAGUGCAACUCAGAGUAGAACAAGAGUCCAAGGGCUUCACAAAUAAACAUUCCUUCUUAGAAAAGAUAAUAAGAAUAACCCCGCAUACGUGUUCAUCGAAGUGCCUCGGUGCAUCAGGAGACAGUAUGGACAAACACAAAGGAUUGUCGCCUCUUCUCUACCCUCUUCUCUUUGGUUGGCACAGAACAAUCAUAAAGCAGCGUCGCAAGACUCAAUCCAAAAAUGAAAUUUGUUACGUAGGUCCUUGUGGUCGCCGCUUACGCUCAAUAGAGGAAGUAUUUCGGUACCUCCGAGAAACGGAAUCAAACCUGGAGAUAGACUGCUUCUCAUACGAGACAAACAUUGAUGUGUCUCAUGAGUGGGAGCCAUUUAAAAAAAUACUAAAUGUUGAAGACAUGUCCAGAGGUGAAGAGAAUGUGCCAAUUUCGUGUGUGAACUCCCUGGACGAAGCUGUUCCUCAGUCGCUGAUAUACUGCAAUGUACGACUGCCCACGGAACAUGUGCCGCUGAAUUUGGAUCCAGAGUUCCUUGUUUGUUGUGACUGUAAGGAUGACUGUCAGGACAAAUCGAAGUGCUCGUGUUGGCAAUUGACCAUAGAAGGCACGCGCAUCCUGGAACGUAAUGAGAAUUCAACUGCUGGCUACCACUACCGACGCUUAUUUGAGCAAGUUCAGAGUGGAAUAUAUGAAUGUAACUCAAGAUGCAAGUGCAGCAACCACUGUCUAAACCGUGUAGUCCAACACCCUCUCAGACUAAAACUUCAACUUUUCAAGACUGCCAGACGAGGAUGGGGUGUGAGAACGCUUCACGACAUCCCAAAAGGAGGCUUCCUCUGUGUCUAUGUUGGUAGAAUGUUGAACGAAACUAUAGCAAAUGAGGAAGGAAAGAUUAUGGGAGGAGAUGAUUAUUAUGCAGAGUUGGAUUAUAUUGAAGUUAUGGAGAAUGCCAAGGAGGGAUAUGAGGAAGAGGCUUCUACUCCCGAUGAGGAAAUUGGCAAUAAUUUUGCAGGAGAAGACAGACAUAUUGGUGGGUCCGAGUCCAAUGAGAGUGAUGGCUUCUACAGUGAGAAUGAAGUCGACAAUCCAAAAGAAGACCAUGACUUUAACCAUCCGUCUCAUAUUAAAAAGGCUGGAUUCACCAAGCGGGAAAAGUCUGCUCGCCUUCAAGAGCGUGCCAAACACACUAAAAUUUUAGUGACAGAUGGUGCCAUUGAACGUGGGAAAAUAAAAGAAGGUAAGGAAGAAGGUAGCGGCUCCGGCUCAACACCUGUGUCAGAUGAUGAAACGAGCAAAGGAACCAAGAAAAAGAAUAGUGAGCGUAAUUGCAAGAAGAAAGAGGGUGCAAAAGACAAGGAAACAAAAGCUGCUAAGUUGCUGGAUGCCAAGAAAGUGGAUGAUAAGAAAGCGGAUGACAAGAAAGCGGAUGACAAGAAAGCGGAUGACAAGAAAGCAGAUGACAAGAAAGACAAUUCAGAAAAUAUGGAUGAAGAGGAGGAGCAGUCUGAUGAGGGAGAAGAUGAAGCUGAUGAACAACAGCGUCAGCCACAAACCUUCGCCCCAACUCAACUCUUGGCAUCGGUGAACCAAAUUAAACCAAACCAAAGUGUUCGGGAUUAUUUUGGAAAAGAUGAGGCUGUGUACAUCAUGGAUGCCAAGCAGACGGGCAACAUUGGCCGCUUUCUUAAUCAUUCAUGCGAGCCAAAUGUGUUUGUCCAGAACGCCUUUGUGGAUACUCAUGAUCUACGAUUUCCCUGGGUUGCAUUCUUUGCCAUGGUUAACAUCCGAGCAGGUACAGAACUUACCUGGGAUUACAACUAUGAGGUUGAUAGUGUCCCUGGCAAGAUCAAGUACUGCUAUUGUGGGGCUCGAAAGUGUCGAGGCAGAUUGCUGUGAUGUGUUUACAGUUUACCUAUAAUACUAAAUAUUGUUUAUUUCCAUAUAAUGUUAAUUUUUCAUGAAUGUUUUUUCUUGGGCUCUACUUAUGCUAUAUUGAUGUACUAAUCAAUAUUUUGUAUAGCAAUUACCAAUUUUUCCAGGAGGGCCCUAUCAAUAGCUCCCUGGGCUAAGUGCUGGUCUAGCCAAGCCCAAAGAUGAUGAACCAGGGUCUUGGAACCCUUGCCUACUGGGAACAAGGACCAGGAUUUGUCAGGCAUUUAUGAAACUUGUACGUCUUUCCUCAAUUGUGGCAGCUUAGUUUACAUUCAUUAACCACUGUACUGCUCUGGCCCCAAAUAUGGCACCCUCCCUGUGCACAGGAAAUAAAUUCUUAGCCAAAAAACUUUUCUCUACUUAUAUUGUUAAAAUACAGUCUCUGAUCACGGGAAACUAAAAAAAAAUAUAUUUUAUGUGACAUAUUUUAGCCAUGAUGGAGCUGGGAAGUUGAGCAAAUUAUGGGCGCUGAGCAAUGGAGCGCUCGGGGUCAGUCAACUCUGCCACCCCGUGGGACGGUAGUUGCCGCGAAUAUAAUGUUUCAGAAUUAUUUUGAUAUUUCUCAUUCGUUUCUUCUCCGUUUUUUUUUGCUAUAAUAUUCAAAAGUGUGGAAUUUAUAUAGUUCAAAGUGUGGAACAUUGCUAUGCUCAAAAUUAUGGGUCUCAUAUAUGUGACAUAUAUUAUAUUCUACAAUUAAUCAGUGCUUUUGCUGUUAUUACACUAUAUACACACACAUUGUAUAUACCCAUCUACAUAUGUGUUCACCAUAACGAACCACCAAGUUGGUAUAGUGAGCCCAAAAAACAAGUGAGCUGCCACACCCAGCCA